GACGCAGCAGCGGGUCAGCAAGUAGUGUAGUGUUUCUCUAAUUGAACUUCGCCCAAUCAACAAUAACUCGUUAGCAGGCGCUUUCUUUUUCGUGCAGCCUGAGACAGCUUUUUUACCCUUGCAGGGAUUCACCCCCUCCAGUCUGUUACUUCCUAAAGAUCUACAUGGAGCUUGGCAGAGGAACUGCGACUCUCUGAGGGGGAAUACAGUCCGGCUGCCUUUACAACAACACCCGAAGCAUGGUGAUUCUGGAGGAAAGCUCUCAGGCGAGCUAAGUUGCGGUUUUAAAGUGUGAAAACAUACAGGGGGGUCUACAUCGAGCAGCAGAGGACUUGUGGACGCGUAAAACUGCCAUUUGAAUGAUAUAAUAAAGUGUUGUGGAAGUAGCGAUUCUUCGGGACUGCGAUGACCUCCAGUAAAGACAUGAAGGCAGGUUCUGUGUUGCAGUCCAGCGGGGAGGAGAGGAGACGGGCUCCCCUGGAUCAGCUGCCGCCGCCGGCGAACUCCAACAAGCCUUUAACGCCGUUCAGCAUCGAGGAUAUUCUGAACAAACCCUCGGUAAAGAAGUCUGUCGCGAGUAUCUGUCCGCCCAGAGUGCUGGAGAAAGUGACGGGCUCCAACUCUGCGAGGAACGGGAUCACCACUCCCUCCUCGCCGUUGUGCGCGCUGGAGGAGCUCGCUAGCAAAACGUUUAAGGGUCUGGAAGUCAGCGUUAUCCAGGCAGCAGAAGGUCGCGAACACGUGAACGCUUUCGGCCAGAGACAGACGUCGAAAAAGAGGAGAAAGUCGCGGACAGCCUUCACGAACCACCAGAUUUACGAGCUGGAGAAGAGGUUUCUGUACCAGAAGUACCUCUCCCCGGCUGACCGAGACCAGAUCGCGCAGCAGCUGGGGCUCUCCAACGCGCAGGUCAUCACCUGGUUCCAGAACCGCAGGGCCAAGCUCAAGCGGGACCUGGAGGAGAUGAAAGCGGACGUGGAGUCGCUAAAGAAGAUCAACCCGCAGACCCUGGAUAAGCUGGUCACCAUGGACAGCAUUGAGGAGGGCGAGGGUCCCGACGCCCGGUCCCCCAGUAUCUCCCCCACCUCCACAGGACUCCGGGCCUUCCCACAGUCCCCCUCCUCCUCCAGAGACCAAACUACGGAUGAGUUCUCGGAGGACGACGAGGAAAUCGAGGUGGACGAUUGACAGUCAGAGGAGAUUUUCAUAAGCAGCAACAAAAAAGAAUACUAAAAAAAAGGGGGCAUUUUUUUUCUUCCCAAACUUUUGCACGGAUAUUAACAAAAAAGGAGAAUAUAUACACAAGACAUUUCUGGAUUUUUCUCUCCUCUUUUCUUUUUUCUCCAUUUUAAUUUAUUAAUCGGACUUGUAAAGCUUUCCAAGUCUGUCGUUUAAGUUUCACAAUAUUUGAGGAAUAUUUUUCCUUUCAGACUGUACAGAUGGUACAGUAAGAAAAUUGUGCAAACAUUUUAAUUGUUCAUGUUUUUAAAAGUUGUGCAAUUAUUUUGUGUCAUUUAUCUGUUAAGGAAUUGGAUGUGCCAAAUAUUUAAAUCACCAUUUGUUUGGAUUUGUUUUACGCACAGCAGAGGUCGGUGUGUCAGUCCAUCCCUCCUCAUGUGUACAAGUAUGAUUUCUUCUGAGCGAAAUGUGUCUCUGCAGCAUGCAGGCCUGCAGCGCAUCAUAACGACUGCAAACUUUUCCAAGCUCUGAGUUGUGUAAAUAGAUCAGACAUCCUCUGCGAUAAUUUUAUUGUAACGUUCUAUUUAAUCAGCAUCUAUGUAAAUAAAGGUUAUAUGAUAUUUGAAGAA
This is a messenger RNA of Gymnodraco acuticeps, 1808 nucleotides long. It is a transcript of the gene lbx2, whose product is annotated as ladybird homeobox 2. The record is from RefSeq and is a predicted model, not a curated record. The transcript has 2 exons. Gene Ontology annotation, biological process: regulation of DNA-templated transcription. The coding region runs from base 406 to 1188 and encodes 260 amino acids. Lineage: Eukaryota; Metazoa; Chordata; Actinopteri; Perciformes; Bathydraconidae. Gene Ontology annotation, molecular function: DNA-binding transcription factor activity, RNA polymerase II-specific; DNA binding.